Molecule: messenger RNA, 3846 nt
Organism: Acanthochromis polyacanthus (spiny chromis)
Lineage: Eukaryota; Metazoa; Chordata; Actinopteri; Pomacentridae
Gene: cusr
Product: Copper-only SOD repeat protein
Exons: 10
Coding region: 200-3151 (983 amino acids)
Biological process (GO): superoxide metabolic process
Molecular function (GO): metal ion binding
Source: RefSeq, a predicted model, not a curated record
CUUUGAAAACCAGUCUCACAUGGCAUCUUCUGGGAGAGCACACUGAAGACAGGCUCGCCAUCAUUUUUCAGUCAUUGAGCUUCUUUGCUGUGACUGUUUGUGGCUCUUACCUACAACCUCAGUCUGUUUUUAUGCGACCACAGUGAGAGUCUAAAUACAUCUGUCUUGUUUGCUGUGUCUCUUUCGCACAUCUGCCAACAUGUGCCUUCGAGCAGCUGCCCUGCUGCUUUUUCUGCUAGAUUCCAUCUCCUGUGUUCAGUUUCUGGCACCUUUCAACAUGGGAGGAGUCACAGGGCAGGUGCAGUUUGACUCAGUAAACCAGACUGCCACCGUCAAUGUGUCUGGCGCCGGUUCCUGUGCUUCAGUUAACUUUUCCCUCAGAGUGUUCCCUGUCAUGUAUGGCCACUUUGCUCAACCCUGUUCUGAAGCAAAUAUUGGCUCCAGCAUUUUCAACUUCACAGCUGACCCCUCCUCAAACUCCACCAUCAAUGUGUCACGCCUCUUCGAAAACAGAACAAACUUGGAUGACUUCUCGCUGUCUUUGCAGACGUGCAAUGGCACUACCGUGUGCGCGGUUGUAAGUCAAGGUCAAACGCUCUUGACUCGUCAGGCCAGGUUCACCAGGCCUAUCGCGGGUAAUAUUUAUAUUCGUGUAAACGGAGAAAACGCCAACCCCAGACUCCUUGCAGACCUAAUGAUAAUCGGUCAGGUCAAUGCCUCACAAACUAAUAUCACUCUCCAUGCAUCUACAAGUAGUGCUGCAAGCUGUGACGCUCUACUCGGAAGCUUAGAUACUUCAGCUUUGACCAAUCUGGGAGUUGUAAAUGUUGGAACCCCUUUGCAACUUCAGAAAUCACGUCUGGACCUCAGAAGCUUCAACACCAUGUAUAGCUUUCUUCUCCUCCGCAUGGGGUCAAGUUACAAGUGUGCUCAGAUAUACACUGUGAGAGAGAAACAGGUGAGCGCCAUCUUGAAUAUGAGAGGGAUCAGGGGAUACGUGAGCUUUCGUCAGGCUUCCCCAUUUGAUGUGACGGAGUUGAGAGUGAACCUAACCAACCUACAGAGCAGAGUUGGCCCCUACCAUGUCCACAAAUUCCCUGUCCCUUUAGUCGGAACAAAUUCAUCAAGCCUAUGUUCAAACGACAACGUGGGUGGGCACUGGAAUCCAUUUGGUCUCAACACAAGUGACCCAACAUAUCCAGCAGGACCUGGGUCAACACAUGACAGAUACGAGGUGGGGGACCUCAGUGCCAAGCAUAUGUCCUUAGCAGGUCUAAAUGCAUCUGAAAUGGUGUUCACAGACUUCAGCCUCCCUCUGUUUGGACAGAACAGCAUCGUUGGUCGCUCAGUUGUGAUUCACCUAACCGAUGGUGCCAGGUAUGUUUGCGCCAGCAUUGGCUAUCCCGGUGAAGUGACAGUCGGCAGAGCCAUAUUUCGGAGCCCUGUGGUUGGUCAGAUAUGGUUCACUCAGCUGGUGAGCAACCCUCUGUCUGAUGUAUCCAUCUUUAUGAAUCUCGCCUAUGGAAACCCCACAAUGACGCCAACCAGAAACCACAAUUGGCAUGUUCACGUCUAUCCCAUUAGCUCAGAGAGAGAUGAUGAUGAAAACCGCUGCAGCUCAACAGGAGGUCACUGGAACCCCUUUAACGUCAGCACAGAAGACGACAGCUAUGCCCUCCACUGUGGCCCAUCUGCUCCCUUGUCCUGUGAAGUGGGAGACCUCACCGGCAAACACAGACCCAUUGAUCUUGGCAACAACACAAGAGGAGUGGAAGCAAAAUACUUCUUCACUGAUGUCUCUUCUUGGGUCCCUGAGUCAGGCAUCAUUGGUCGUUCUGUGGUCAUCCAUCAGGCAAAUAGAGGAGGGCCAAGGAUUGCUUGUGCCAAUGUUACAAUGGUGCGAGUCCCCAAAGCUAGAUUGGGCAGCUGGCUUGGCCCAGAAAUGUCCGACGGCCAGAUUUACUUCUCUCAGGCCGUCCCACAAGGCCCCACGACCAUAAACGUAUCCCUGACGAACCUGCGUUCCAUAGCUGGAGGCUACCAUGUUCACAUAUUGCCCCUCAGACCUGGCAGUGUAGAGCCCUGCUCAGAUGCAAACAUCCAGGGCCACUACAACCCACUGAGAUGGAACAUAUCAAACUCCCCUGCACCUGGAAACGGCACUGUGGACCAAUAUGAGAUUGGAGACAUUAGUGGGAAGUUUAGGUUGCUGACUAACCAGAACAACUUUGAGGCUAAUUACAUGGACCCUACCAUGCCACUGACUGGACAGUACAGCAUAAUGGGAAGGUCAAUAGUCGUUCACUACGCUAACGGAUCAAGAAUGAGGUGUGCAAACAUCACAGCUGAAAGAAAUGCAGACGGACAAUUCAUUAUGGCCAGGGCUGUUUUCAACGGCACAGUGAAUGGAACAGUCACACUGUACCAACAGACGUAUCCUGAUGGAAGCAGCACUGAUACUACAGUGGAGGUGGACCUUCGAUUAUCUGCACGUAACAAUGUAACUGAGGCCUCCUUGUUCAUCACAAACAACCGUACAGGGAGCAACACCCGCCAGUGUAACAGUGUGGGACGCACAUUCAAUCCUUUCAACAUCACUUUAAUGAGCUCCAGCUGCUCGGCAAACAGUCCGCUGAGCUGUGGGGUGGGGGAGAUAUCUCUAAGACAUGGCAAUGUCAGUCUGACUGAGAGACAGGUCUACACUGACAGCAACAUUCAGCUCUCUGGAGACUACACGGCGGUCUUCAGAUCUCUGCUGCUGAAGAACGGAGACAGCAUUAUCGGUUGUGCUGAUAUCCUCCCAGAAUCCCCAUCAGCAGACCAGACCUUUCCCCGUAUGGCUAACUUCACCCGCUCUGACUUCCGCAGGAGGGUUGCAGAUGUCCUGCAGGUGGAAAUAGCCAGAGUCACCAUCUUGCCUGGUUCCCCGCAGCUUGUGGAAGGAAGAACCUGCCAAACAGUCAACUUCAUGGUGUCAGGAAACGUCAGCACAGAACUGUUGGCGUCAGUCAAAACCAGCGAGCUGAUGGGAGUCUUCAGAGAGUCUGAUUCAUGUACAAGAAAUGCAGGUCUGCCUCUGGUGCCAGGAAGUUUUCUUCUCAGCUUGAUGUUUGCUGCCGCCUGCCUGCUGCCAUCUACAACUUAUUUAUAGCCUUUGUCACUGGGCAUGCGUGAAUCGACAUACUGUAAAUAUGUCAAUGGCACAAUACCCAUCAAACAAAUAAUUGUCUCUUUAUACAACUUCAGUCAAUGAAGCACUUUCCAUGUCCCGUAAAGGUAACACAUGCUGUUAACUGUUCAGUGAAGAUUUUAUCAAAAACGCUUAUUCAACAGAUUUUGCUCAGUUUUAUUCAUUUGAGCUGUUAAAUGAGAUGGUUCAGUUAAUGCUGUGUGUUUUCAGACUUCCAUACAUUAUCCAUAUAUCCAUGUGAAAUCUUUUGUAAGUAUCUGGGGAAUUUGUUGAUAAAACACAAUGUUUCUGUCUUUUGUCAAUAUUCUGUUUGGUUUUGGUCCUUGCUUUUAAUCCAUGAACAUAUCACCACUUAACUGUAUGUAGACAGUCUGUGGCAGGAUAAUAAUGCUGUCCUGCACUGUAAGAAAAUAUGAUAAUCCCUCUUACAAGUCACCUCCUCUCAGUAAGGCUUUGUAAGUUCUACAGAUCAGGUUUAAGCCCUGAGGGUGAAGACAUUAUGAGCUAUCAUGUUACCCAAAAAUCUCUAAAUGGUUUUCUUCCAGGGUACUUGUUUCGUCUCUUUAGGUCUUCAGUGAUUGCUUUUUUAAAUGUUUUUUCAGGUGUGGAAAAAGGGUUGCAGAACAUGUAAAUAAAAUUCUAUUUAAGAGCGUGAA